CUUACGCCACAAAGUCCGUAGCCUUCUUUCCUAAGCCGCCUCCUAAUCACCGCUCCCCCCUUUCCCUCCCUCGUCCUCUUCCUUCCUUAAACCCUUUCUCUUAGGACUAGAUUUUUAACCUUAAUUAGAAGAAGACGGAAAGAAAGAAAGAAAGAAGGAAAUGCUGGAGACGUUGAAGUACCUGAUGGGCUCGGCCGGCUCGACCGGGUUCGGAUCCAAGUCGACGGCGGAGGAGGUCACCGAAGCCUCCCCCGACCUCCGUUCCAUCACCGCCAUCAUCACCGGGGCGACGUCGGGGAUCGGGUUGGAGACGGCGCGGGUGCUGGCGAAGCGCGGGGCGAGGCUGGUCCUCCCCGCCCGGAACCUCAAGGCGGCGGAGGAGACCAAGGCCCGGAUCGCCGCCGACUUCCCCGGAUCCCACAUCAUCGUCCUCCCCCUCGACCUCAGCUCCCUCUCCUCCGUCCGUUCCUUCGCCUCCCGCUUCCUCUCCCUCGGUCUUCCCCUCCACCUCCUCAUAAAUAAUGCGGGCAAAUUUUCCCAUGAUCACGCUGUAUCGGAGGACGGUAUUGAGAUGACCUUCGCCACCAACUACUUGGGUCACUUCCUGUUGACGAAGCUGCUGCUAAAUGGGAUGGUGGAGACGGCGAGGGAGACGGGGAUCCAAGGCCGCAUCGUGAACGUGUCCUCGAGCAUCCACGGCUGGUUCUCCGGUGACGGGAUCCGUUAUCUCGAUCUUAUCACCCGCAAGAAAAUCAUAUCCAGACCGUACGAUGCCACGCGAGCCUACGCUCUGUCGAAGCUCGCUAACGUGCUCCACACCAAGGAGCUCGCCGAGCGUCUUAAGGAGAUGGACGCGGACGUGAUCGUGAACUGCGUCCAUCCAGGCAUCGUGCGCACCAGGCUCACCCGAGAUCGCGAGGGCUUCGUCACAGAUCUGGCCUUCUUCCUGGCAUCCAAGCUCCUCAAGACGAUUCCUCAGGCAGCAGCGACGACGUGCUACGUGGCGACGCAUCCGAAGGUGGCGGGCGUAUCGGGGAAGUACUUCGCGGACAGCAACGAGGCGUCGCCAUCGUCGCUGGGCACCAACCGGCACGAGGCCGCGCGGCUGUGGCGCGUGUCGGAGGCCAUGGCCGCCGAGAGGCCGCAACGAACCGGGUUCGGACAGGAUUCGCUCCCGCUGAACCGGACGGUCGAGAUGUGACGCAUCGGGAACAAAGAACUGAUGAUGACCGAUAACUAUUUUCUACGAAGAAGUUUACAGCGAAAACAAAUAAAACAGAGUUCCAGUACGCGUUUAGUUGAUUAAUGCAAUGAUUGGACUUCGGAAUAGGACACGGAGGGAAAGGAGUACCGCGGCGCAUCAGCCGCAGAGGGAGCCUUCCUCCUUUCGGUCUUCUUUUUUUUGUUUAGUGGCAGCUGGCUUUACAUGGAUUUUGGGACCCGUACGUGCGGUGGAAAUUAGAUAGCAGUAGUGUUCUACAUUGUCAUCAUUAGGCGUAAACAUUAACAAUGUAAAGGAGUUUAAGUGACAUAGAUAAUUAUUGUCUAUUAUAUUUAGUUGUAUUAUAUUAUAUUGGUGGGAAAGAUGGGUGGAAGCUUCCAUAUGCACACAUGAAAGAAAUGUAGCUUAGUGAGGCCAGUUUUGUUUUUU
Elaeis guineensis (African oil palm) is the source of this 1651-nucleotide messenger RNA. RefSeq names its product short-chain dehydrogenase TIC 32, chloroplastic. The record is from RefSeq and is a predicted model, not a curated record. Lineage: Eukaryota; Viridiplantae; Streptophyta; Magnoliopsida; Arecales; Arecaceae.